Messenger RNA from Prorocentrum cordatum, 348 nucleotides. The record is from the annotation of a GenBank genome assembly. Lineage: Eukaryota; Dinophyceae; Prorocentrales; Prorocentraceae.
AUGUCCGACAAGGAUGGCACUGGCAUGAGAUCCGUGCCGCAGCUGCGGUAUAUGAUCCAGUGCCUCGGUGAUCCUCUGGAGGACGAGGAGGCGGACCAGUUCAUCGUUUUGGCAGACAAGGAGAAGGCCGGCGCGGUCAAGUACGAGGACUUCGUCGACGCGAUGUUCGACGGCAGCCCCAAGAAUCGAGCACUGAUGAGGCGUCCUGGCUUGCCUAUAGCCUACAAAAAUGUUCGUAUAACCUGUUGUGAUUUGCAGAGCAUGUCAUUAGAACACGUUUGGCCGAGACUGUCUCGUUUCAGUAUGCCGGGUUUAUUGUCUAGGGUUCUGGCAAGAUUUCCGUGGUAG